AUGGCCUGUUACUGGGCCAACCGGUUCUUCACUACCUUCCUGGACAUGGCCUGUUACUGGGCCAACCGGUCCUUCAGCUGCUGUCUCAACUCAUCCUGUUGGCCUUUAGCAGAGAUCAGCUCUCCUUCCUUUAUGGACAGAGUUCUACACAAGGAACUCACUGUACCUGCAGAGUACAAAUACAGUAUUGAUUGGGAUAACAUACAAUAAGAGUGUCACCUUUUAUUGACAGGAUUGUUCACACCUAUCCAAACCUUUCAGUUCUCAGAGUACAUAGGGGUUAAGGGGAAAGGGGCAAGGGGGAGAUUUGGGAUUGGGGGCUCAUCCUCCCACAGUUUAGGCUCUAAAGCUGUGUUUGAUAUUGUAUCUCCUCUCCUACACACCAGAAGAGAUCACAUGAUUCUUCCUGGCCUCCUCUAAGUCCCUCAUCAGUUGUUCAUUGGUUCUCUCCACUUCUCUCAUCUGUCCAGUAAGUGAUACUGUGUUGCCUUCCUCCUCACUGUCCACAGCAUUCUCUGUAUGUCUGAAGAGCUGUGUUUGAGGCCAUGUUCCAAGACUCAGACAAGGCCACCAUGCAAGAUUAGAUCCGUUUUAGGUCUUAUACCAGAUGGUAACAUUACGUGCAGUCUUUAUAUCAAUUUCAAAUUUUAACAAAUGAUUCAUUCCUAACUCUGACAGUGUUAACUAAGGGUUAACCUGCUCUAUGUCUUGGUGUUCUGUGAGUUGCUUCUUUGUCCAACAGGGCUCCGAACCCUCCAUAUUCAACACCCCACCCAGGGCUGGCCUCUCUCAGCCUGUGGAGCUCCUCUUCUAGCCUGGUUAUCUGCUGGCUCUUCUCCUGGACCUCCUUCUCCACCUCCCUCAGAUUCCUGACCUCCUCUGACAGACGCACUAUCAACUCCGCCUUCAAUACAAAGAAACACACAGAAAUGUAUGUGAGAUGACCAAGGUUAAUAUUAUUUUCAUACAAUUUUGUCUUUUCAUUCAUUUUAUUUCAUUUUGACAGGUUUUUAUAUUUAAUUCUAGAUGUGUGUUGUGCUCUGUUGGUUCUGGUAUCAGUUAUGGUUUGAACAGUCUUGUAACCUGAAGUUUCUAGUUUGUACUUCAUUUUGUUUUAGUUUCCAUUUUAGUCAACCUUGAGGGUUCAAAGGCAGCGGGACAGAUGGUACUGUUAAAGUUAGAGCACUGCUGUGGUAAUCAGUAUAUGGCUGUAUACCCAUCAGACUGUAUCAAAUGGACAAAAGUCACAACUUGUUGUUCAGUACAUGUAUGAGCUACAAUACUAUCACAGAAGUCUGAAAUAUACCGUGCAGAGGAGUCCCUACUUCCUCCCUGACCUCUGGCCACAUCCUCAUUAUGAUAAAUGGUCAGUUCUGUCAGCUUCUCCUGAAGUACAGAGAUCUCUUGGUCUUUCUUCACCUCUUCAAACUGACAGGCAAGUGAUUUCCUCACCUAACAUCAGUAUGUUCUGCUCCUGUAAAAAUAGGGAUUACAAUACUACAACUACAGUCACUACCAACCUCUAAUAUGGUGCACAGCCCACUGAGCCAACCAUAGUGCUAACAACCAUCAGAUCUGGGCUAUCAAUAAAGUGGCUACAUGGAUGUUUUGUUUUCAGACUGAUCCCCACCAAUCUAUAGAAAAUGAUGUACCUUCUCAUGUAGUAGGGUCAUGUACCAUGGUACCUUCCCCCCUGUGUCCUCAGACAUGGUGGUUCUGGUGAAGUUAGGCUUGUUCUGAUUACCUUCUCUGGCUGCCCCUGGGUCCAAGCAGACUCAACCUGCCAUUUCCUUUGGUGGAGCAAUUAACCUGCAGGCUUCAGUUGCAUGCAAGAAACAUUCAUUAACUUUCACUUUAUUCAUUAAACGUAUAGUUUUCUUUUUACACAAGCUGUUUGUUUUACCUCUCCAGAACUAAACAAACGUUCAUUUCAAUGUUUUGUUUUGACGUGUUAUUACCUAUGGGCAUAUGCUUUUAUUCAUGGCAAUUGCAAGGGUUACAUUUUAAGUAUCAUCCAUUCAAUAAGAUAGCAACAUGAGUAGUCCUGUCACCUUACACCGGAGGGAGGGGUCAGAUUUAGGGAUGACUUUGGGAUGCUCUGCUGAUGCUCUGGAACAUGAUGGACACUUCUGAUUGUCCUCAACUAAAGGCAGAUGGACCUUCUCUGUCACGCCCUGGCUCUGGGGACUCUUAAAUGUUGAGCCAGGGUGUGGAUUGUCUAUGUUUAGUUUUCUAUGUUUUUUGUUCUAGAUCGUUUAGAUCUAUGUUGGCCAGGGUGGUUCCCAAUCAGAGGCAGCUGUAGCUCGUUGUCUCUGAUUGGGGACCAUACUUAGGCAGCCUGUUUGGCACUAGUCGGUGUGGGAUCUUGUUCCGUAAAGGUUUGUUUUGUGUAACCUCAGGACUUCACGUAUCAUUUGUUUGUUGUUUUGUUCGUGUUGUGUACUACAAUAGAAAUGUACGCUUAUCACGCUGCGCCUUGGUUCCACGAGUCAUUAAACGAUCGUGACAGAAGAUCCCACCAAAAGAGGACCAAGCAGCGUGUCCAGGAACAGACAGCCUGGACUUGGGAGGAGAUCCUGGACGGGAAGGGAUCCUGGACUUGGGAGGAGAUUCAGGCCGGAAUGGAUCGCCGUCCUUGGGAGGAGACUGUGGAGGCGCACUACAGAGAGGAGCAGCGGCAACACAGAGGGUACCGGCCGAGGAGGAAGCCCGAGAGACAGCCCCAAUAAAACAUUUUGGGGGGGCUAAAAGGGUGGUUGGCGGAGCCUAGGGUUAGAGCAGAGCCAACUCCCCGUACUCAGGCUAGGAAGUGUGUGACUGGGCAGGCUCCGUGUUAUGCGGAGCCACGUACUGUGCCGCGAGUGUUCCGGCACAGUCCUGUACGUCCUGUGCUAGCACCACGCACGUGUCGUGCAAAGAUGGGCAUACAGCCAGGACGGAGUGUGCCGGCUCAACGCUCGUGGUCUCCAGUACGCCUCCUCGGUCCCGUAUAUCCUGCGCCAGUGCCACGUGCUGUAGCGCCAGUACGAGUGCACAGCCCCGUACGUCCUGUGCUGAUGCCUCACACAUAUUGUGUGGAAAUAGGCAUUCAGCCAGGACGGGUUGUGUCAGCUCUCCGCUCCAGACCUCCAGUCCGCCUCCACAGUCCGGCCCGGCCCGUUCCGGCACCCCGCAACAAGCCAGUGGUGCGUGUUCCCAGUCCAGUCCGGCCUGUUCCUGUCCCUCGCACCAAGCCAGUGGUGCGCGUCGCCAGCCCGGUCCGGCCUGUUCCUGUCCCUCGCACCAAGCCAGUGGUGUGCGUCGUCAGCCCGGUCCGGCCCGUUCCUGCUCCCCGCACCAAGCCAGUGGUGCGUGUCGUCAGCCCGGUCCGGCCCGUUCCUGCUCCCCGCACCAAGCCAGUGGUGCGUGUGUCCAGUCCGGCACGGCCCGUGCCUGUUCCACCGGUGCCUGGUCCGGCACCGGUCAGCUGCUCCACUCCGGAGCCAGAGCAAUCCGCUCCACCGGGGUCCGGUCCAACUCCAGUCAGCGGAUCCACUCCGGAGCCAGAGCAAUCCGCUCCACCGGUGUCCAGUCCAGCUCCGGCCAGCGGCUCCAGUCCGGAGCCGGUAAGGUUUGAUCCACCGUCGUCGGGUCCAGCUCCAGUCAGCGGGACCAGACCAGGGGCACAACGGGGAGGUGGAGAGAAGGUGGUGGUCACGCCCGGAGCCGGAUCCGCCUCCGAGGCGGAAUGCCCACCCGGCCCCUACCCUGUUGUGUUUGUGUGGCGCGGUCGCAGUCCGCGCCUUUGGGGUGGGGUACUGUCACGCCCUGGCUCUGGGGACUCUUAAAUGUUGAGCCAGGGUGUGGAUUGUCUAUGUUUAGUUUUCUAUGUUUUUUGUUCUAGAUCGUUUAGAUCUAUGUUGGCCAGGGUGGUUCCCAAUCAGAGGCAGCUGUAGCUCGUUGUCUCUGAUUGGGGACCAUACUUAGGCAGCCUGUUUGGCACUAGUCGGUGUGGGAUCUUGUUCCGUAAAGGUUUGUUUUGUGUAACCUCAGAACUUCACGUAUCGUUUGUUUGUUGUUUUGUUUGUGUUGUGUACUACAAUAGAAAUGUACGCUUAUCACGCUGCACCUUGGUUCCACGAGUCAUUAAACGAUCGUGACAUUCUCUCUCUGACUAUUGACUGGAUUCCUUGUCAUUUCGGUCAGUAAAACAAACUAUCAACUAAGAGUGAUUAAAUGUGAAUUGAAAAAUGUAAUUAUUAUUGUAGAAAGCAGUGAUAGGCGACUUCUAUCUUAAUAAUAAUUUAGAUGUUAGACGACCAGUACUUAUGUUGACAUUUUACAAAGAUCAUAUGAGAGAGAAAAAAGUCAAUGGGACAAUUUUUUUAUUUUUAUCAUAUAGUUUACAAUAUUUAUGGUUAUUACAUAGAAGGUUUUAACAUUCCAUCUCAAUUAAUACAGUUUUGCUUUGAGACUGCUAUCAUAAAGAUGAAACACGUUCUCUCUAUGGCUGCUAAUGUCAUAGAGUGGUUGUUCCAUAGAAAUAAAAUGAAUUGCCAGGGUUAGAGGUUCCAAGUCCAUUAUAUAUUCAUUCUAUGUAAAUUGUUUGUUAGCCUACCACAGAGAUCCUAUUAAAUUAUGUAUAUAAUUAUUUAAAUCUAAACAAUCGCGUUUGAGGGACACAUUCAGAAUGAAUGAGAUUGAGGUUAAUAAUUUGGUACACUGUUUAGAUUGAGCACAUCUAAACGAAAUCUACACUUUGUCAUGACGACAUAAACAGAUGGAUGUGUUCCAGUCAAGUAUGGCCAUACCAUCUAUUGUCUGAUUUGGCGAUCUGGAGUGUAGGUCAUUGUAUUAAAAGCGUUAUAAUAAUGUGAUAGUGUGUGAUCCCAUAUCUCCAGUGAAGGUUUAUAUAGCUAUGACGCGUUCCUACACGAAGUUAAAUCAUGUGGAAACAUUUUAUGUUACCCACCAAUAGAAUGUAGGCUUUUACCAAAUUGACAGGAGUUUCAUGACUUAUUUUUCUGGGAUGGUUUAUCAGUUUAUCAGUAGCCUCCCACUUUUCGUUAUUUGGAAAGUCAAAGUGAAAGAAAAGUACAAUAGUCCAAAUGCGAACCAAGGCAGGGUAAGAUAUGGAUUAUUUGUGUAUAUGUAGAAAUAGCCUUCUUAACAUGUUCCGUGCAGUAACUGGAGAGAAAAAAAAUAUUGAUGAAUGACUGUAUUUGUAAUUUGACGACAAGGCUGUUCUCUCCCUGUUUUCUUCAAUGUCUGUUCUUCCUCUGGUGACUCAACUGCCUUCUGAUUUGAAAGUGCGAUGCUGAACUCAGUCGAAUUUUACCUGUUCUUGAAAAAUGAAAAGCUUUGGCCUUGUCGUUUUCAAGAAAUAUAAUUAAAAGCUUGCUUGUUUGAAUCAAAAAAAUGGACGAAAUAUUAGCCUAUAGCUAUAUAUUUAGUUAAUGGGUGUUAUAAUAAAGACCAUAGGCAGAUCUUGAGUUUCAAGUUUGGGGCUCUUACAAUUUAUUUCCACAUAUCUGCGUGCCAGUUAUUAUUAUUUUUAUAUGCACAUUUUAAUGGAACAGUUUCAUUUCAAUAAUAACGUUUUCGUUUCUCAAAAGUAUUGUCACGUGGUUAAUCAUAAAAAUCUGAAUUAAAAUGAUAAAAAUCAAAAAGUUAAAAUUCAACUAAUGGAAAGAGCACCACCCUUUGCCAUAUGAACACAUUCAAAUUAAAUAAAAUCAAGCUUUAUUUAUACAGCACAUUUUAGACAAGGAAUGCAAUGCAAUGUGCUUCACAGGAAAAAAAAACUAUAAAGACAAUUAAAAUAAAAACUGUAAUAUUUACUAGACAACAAACAUAAGAGGAUAGAAAACAAAAGAAUAACAAUAAAACUGAAUGUCUAAAAAGCACCCUGAGGAAAAGCAAAGCUACAAAGGUGUGUUUUAAGAUCUCUUUUAAAUAUGUCCACAGAUUCGUCCCCCCUCAGGUUCUCUGGCAGGCUAUUCCAGAGGCUGGGGGCAUAAUAACUACAGGCUGACUCUUCAUGCCUCUUACAUUUUUACACUUUAGUCAUAUGGCAGACGCUCUUAUCCAGAGCGACUUACAGUUAGUGAGUGCAUACAUUUUCAUACUGGCCCCCUGUGGGAAUCGAACCCACAACGCUUGGUCAUAGGCUUUGGGAUAGUUAAAAGGCUGGUGCCACAGGCUCUGAGGGAGCUACUUAGCCUAGCGGUUAAGAGUGUUGGGCCAGUAACUGAAAGGUCACUGGUUUGAAUCCCUGAGACGAAUAGGUGGAAUAAAAAUAUAUUUUAAAAAGUCUGUCUGUGCCCUUGAGCAAGGCUUCUAUAAGUCUAAAGGAUAGUUAAAAGGCCAGUGCCAGAGGACCUACUGGGUACAUAACUCAAAAGCAUGUCUACAUAAUUGUGGAUUGAUUUAAAAACCAAAAGAAGAAUCUUAACAUUAAUUCUUAAACUCACCGGCAACCGGUGUAAUGUGUGAUCUUAGGAGAGCAUUACUGUAGUCAAUACUGAUUAUAAUGAAAGCAUGGGUGAGGUUCUCUGUAUCAGCCUGAGAGAGAAACGGACGCACAAUGGCAAUGUUCCUCAGGUGGUAAAAAGCUAUUUUGGUCACAUUCCCAAUGUGUGAUUCGUAUUUGUAUUUGUAUUUAUUAAGGAUCCCCAUUAGCUGCUGCAACAUUAAGGCAAUUAUAUACUAUUUAAAAUAUUACAUGACAUUACAUUUCAUAACACUCUACCCAAUACAUUUAGUGUGUUCCCUCACGCCACUACUCUACGCAUCACGUAUCUACAAUACAACAUCCAUGUGUAUGUGUGUGUAGAGUUUGUGUCUUAUCUUUUUGUGUGUCUGUGCCUGUGUGUCUAUUCACAGUCCCCGCUGUUCCAUAAGGUGUAUUUCUAUCUGCUUUUUAAAUCUGAUUCUACUGCUUGCAUCAGUUACCUGAUGUGGAAUAGAGUUCCAUGUAGCCAUGGCUCUAUGUAGUACUGUGCGCCUCCCAUAGUCUGUUCUGGACUUGGGGACUGUGAAGAGACCUUUGGUGGCAUGUCUUGUAUGGAGGGGUAUGCAUGGAUGUCUGAGCUGUGUGCUAGUAGUUUAACAGACACCUCGGUGCAUUCAGCUUGUCAAUACUUCUUACAAAAACAAGUAGUGAUGAAGUAAAUCUCUCUUCCACUUUGAGCCAUGAGAGAUUUACAUGCAUGUUAUUAAUGUUAGCUAUCCGUGUACAUUUAAGGGCCAGCCGUGCUGCCCUGUUCUGAGCCAAUUGUAAUUUACAGAGAUCUCUCUUUGUGGCACCUGACCACAUGACUGAACAGUAGUCCAGGUGCGACAAAACUAGAUACUGUAGGACCUGCCUUGUUGCUACUGUUGUUAAAAAGGCGGAGGAGCACUUUAUUAUGGACAGACUUCUCCCAAUCUUAGCUACUGUUGUAUCAACAUGUUUUGACCAUUACAGUUUACAAUCCAGGGUUACUCCAAGCAGUUUAGGCACCUCAACUUGCUCAAUUUCCACAUUAUUUAUUACAAGAUUUAGUUGAGGUUUAGGGUUUAGUGAAUGAUUUGUCCCAAAUACUAUGCUUUUAGUUUUUGAAAUAUUUAGGACUAACUUAUUCCUUGCCAUCCAUUCUGAAACUGACUGCAGCUCUUUGUUAAGUGUUGCAGUGAUUUCAAUCGCUGUAGUAGCUGACGUGUAUAGUGUUGAGUCAUCCGCAUACAUAGACACACUGGCUUUACUCAAGGCCAGUGGCAUAACAUUAGUAAAGAUAGAAAAAAGUAAGGGGCCUAGACAGCUACACUGGGGAAUUAUGUUGGAGAGGCUUCCAUUAAAGAACACCAUCUGUGUUCUGUUAGACAGGUAACUCUUUAUCCACAAUAUAGCAGGAGGUGUAAAGCCAUAACACAUGUGUUUUCCAUCAGCAGACUAUGAGCGAUAAUGUUAAAAGCCGCACUAAAGUCUAACAAAACAGCUCCCACAAUCUUUGUAUCAUCAAUUUCUCUCAGCCAAUCAUCAGUCAUUUGUGUAAGUGCCGUAUUUUUUGAAUGUCCUUCCCUAUAAGCAUGCUGAAAGUCUGUUGUCAAUUGAGUUCAGAAUCUAAAAUAACACCUAGGUUUUUUACCUGGUGUUUUAUAUUUAUUGCCCGUUAUUGAGCUUUGGCUCCAACUGUCACGAUUUCUGCCGAGGCUGCCUCCCCUCCUUGUACGGGCAGGUUUCGGCGUUCGUCGUCACCGGCUUAAUAGCCACUGCCACUCUGCCUAAGGCCAACAAAUAAAAACAGUAGAAAAUAUCCUGAUGAAAAUGCAGGUUCUUUCAAUCGCAUUAAUCUCUACUCCGCUUGUCUGCCUCUCUUUCUAUUGGUCUUGACUUGAGCUAUCACUAGUGAAGUGCAACAUUAUAUCAACUCAGGAGGUUGGUGUGUUCAGCCACAGGUGCUCCCUCAACGUUAUCAGCACAGAGAAACCACACAUGCUCACUGCUCACAAAAAAAUGUAAAGACACAAAUGAUGGCAGACACAAUAGGAGUAGUUAUAGCAAUAGGAGUAGUUAUAGCAAUAGGAGUAGUUAUAGCAAUAGGAGUAGUUAUAGCAAUAGGAGUAGUUAUAGCAAUAGGAGUAGUUAUAGCAAUAGGAGUAGUUAUAGCAAUAGGAGUAGUUAUAGCAAUAGGAGUAGUUAUAGCAAUAGGAGUAGUUAUAGCAAUAGGAGUAGUAAUAGCAAUAGGAGUAGUUAUAGCAAUAGGAGUAGUUAUAGCAAUAGGAGUAGUUAUAGCAAUAUGAGUAGUUAUAGCAAUAGGAGUAGUUAUAGCAAUAGGAGUAGUUAUAGCAAUAGGAGUAGUUAUAGCAAUAGGAGUAGUUAUAGCAAUAGGAGUAGUUAUAGCAAUAGGAGUAGUUAUAACAAUAGGAGUAGUUAUAGCAAUAGGAGUAGUUAUAGCAAUAGCAAUCCAUCCAAAUAGUUAUAGCAAUCCAUCCAAAAAAGCAGUCUGGGACAAAAAGAGCCAGUUAUAGCAGGAGCCAUAUCUCUUUGAAAGCUUUUUUUCCUUUUCUUUCUCUCUCUCCCUCCCUCCCUUCCUUCUCUCUCUCUCUCUCUCUCUCUCUCUCUCUUGCUCGCUGUCUCCCUCCCUCUCUCUCUCUCUUUCUCUCUCCCUCUCUCUCUCUCUCUCUCUUGCUCGCUGUCUCCCUCUAUCUUUCUCUCUCCCGCUCCCUCUGUCAAAGUGAUUCAUUGAAAACGUUUUUAUAAAAAAGGAAUGGAGAGACUGAGUUGCACAACGAGAGAUUAAGGCUGUUUCUAGAACAAUGUUCCUUUUGUUCUUGUAACUUGAACCUCCUGCAGUUGCAGGAGAAAAUUUAACUUUGAGGAGAGUGAGGCUGCCAGUUGGGGUUCCCAGGGGCGAGGGAGGAGGUUGGCAGGUUCAUUUUUUACUACCACUGAUCUCUAUCUCUCUGUCCUGCACAUGGAUGGAUGUGAGAGCGGAUCCCAUCCCACACAGAUAGAACAUAGGUUCUACUCUAGCAUCAAGACUAGAGACAAGGGAGGUGGACUCCAUAGUAAUCAGGGUCUCGCCCUUCUAUUUCUGUUCCGUUCCUCGCAGAAUGAAAACUGGUUGUCGUGGGUCUUUGAGAAGGUGAUCGUGGUCAUGGUUUGUUUCUUUGUCUGCCCCAUUGUCAACUCCAUGGCCCAGAGCUAUGCCAAGCGCCAGAAAAUCAAAAAGAAUAAUGUAUGCACUAACUGUAAGUCGCUCUGGAUAAGAGCGUCUGCUAAAUGACGUAAAUGUAAAUGUAAAUGAGUAGUUAUAGCAAUAGGAGUAGUUAUAGCAAUAGGAGUAGUUAUAGCAAUAGGAGUAGUUAUAGCAAUAGGAGUAGUUAUAGCAAUAGGAGUAGUUGUAGCAAUAGGAGUAGUUAUAGCAAUAGGAGUAGUUAUAGCAAUAGGAGUAGUUAUAGCAAUAGUAGUUAUAGCAAUAGGAGUAGUUAUAGCAAUAGGAGUAGUUAUAGCAAUAGGGGCGGCAGGUAGCUUAGUGGUUAAGAGCGUUGUGCCAGUAACUGAAAGGUCGCUGGUUCUAAUCCCCGAGCCAACUAGGUGAAAAAUAUGUCGAUGUGCCCUUGAGCAAGGCACUUAACCCUAAUUGCUCAUGUAAGUCGCUCUGGAUAAGAGCGUCUGCUAAAUGACUAAAAAUUAGUAGUUAUAGGAGUAGUUAUAGCAAGUGCAUUGCUGUUCUCUCUACUAAAUAACCUGGCAGUAUUCAUUCCAGUCCUAACAAAUAAUUAAUGUCUGGGGGAAAAAAGAACCUGGACACUUAGGAGAAACACGCUGGUGGGCCAAGGAUGCUGCUCUGAAGAAGGUCUUUGGAUUAUUUGGCGACCCACCAUAUGCAAGAGAUGGAGAGUCAAUAGCCAACUGUACGUGUCAAGGCCAGAGCAUUAACAGAGGCCCUGCUCAAGGUACGAGACAAUCCUCACUGCCCAAACAUUUCUGUGUAUAUUUGAGGAAACAUACCCUCUCUCCAAGUACCUACAACCCAGUGGCAUGGACAUCCUGACAGCAGGAUGGUAUUGGGAACACAAGAGGCUCUGCAAAAUAAUGUGAGGGACUUCGAUGCUGUGAAGAGGGCCACGGAGAGCUUUGUGCAGUGGGCCACUGACAAGCUGCAAGAACAGGACGAAGACCCCAAACAGGAAGUGCAAGCUGAGAUGCCUCAGAAAAGAACAAGGAAAGGAAGCCCAUGCAUGGGGAGUUGGCUCAGGAUGAGACUGACAGAGAUGCAGAGAGGGUCUACAAGACUAAGGUGCACUUUGUCAUCACAAGGCACUUUGUACACAUGCUUUGCUUAUCUGGACCCCAGCAGGUUCUCAGAGAUAAAAUAUAAUGGAUUGCCCCAGACAUCACUUGCUAAACUAAGCAAACUCUUGCUUCAGUUUGCCAGCCGAGCAGCUGUCAGCACUUUGCAGUGUGAGUUGACCAGUCUUGCCGGUCAAUGGGAGAGCGUGAAAACAUCAGCAGUGGAGAAGGACACAACCAGGAAUGUGAGUGAGAUACCAGCGGAUGGACAUGAUGAAGAACAAGUGGAGAGGAUGAAUAAAAGUUCAUGUAAGAACUGUGCUGUAUGUUGUUAUCAACUUCUAUGGUGGUACAUCUUGUUGACAGAGGCUUACCAUGUUAUAGGCCUGGGGUACAAGUUCCUACUCACCCUGUCUGUCAUCCAGGUAACCUGUGAGAGGAGCUUCUCUACUCUCAAAUUCAUAAAACAUCGACUCAGGAGCACCCUGAUCCUACGAUCACUUGGAGGCAUUAUGCUGAUGACAACUGAAAAGGAAAUCCUUAUGGUCCUGGAUACAGAUUAUGUCAUUGACAGGGUGACAGAGAAGAGUGAACUGCUGUGACGCCAGCUGACAAAAGGGUAGGGAGGGCAGAGAGACAGCAGAGGAGAACAAGAAGAAACAGAGACAGACAGACAGACAGACAGACAGACAGACAGACAGACAGACAGACAGACAGACAGAGUGACAGACAGCAGAGGAGAAUCACAGACAGGCAGACAGACAGACAGACAGACAGACAGACAGACAGACAGACAGACAGACAGACAGACAGACAGACAGACAGACAGACAGACAGACAGACAGACAGACAGACAGACAGACAGACAGACAGACAGACAGACAGACAGCAGAGGAGAAUCACAGACAGAGAGACAGUGACAGCAGAGAUGCAUAGACAGACAGCACGACAGGGAGAAAACAGACUCAGAGGCCCAGUUAUAGUGGUGAGUUGUAUCUCCAGACUCCAGUGAUGUCUUAACAUGUAUUUGUUUUAAACAUGAUCUGGUUAAAAAUGGAGGAAGACCAUGUUUCUUCAGUCACUGGUAUACACAGCAGGUUAGGAGAGUUAGGUUAAGGUUAGGAAAUGGAGUUAGGGUUAGCGAAAAUGCUCUCCUAACCUGCUACAAAAAUCACUUCCGGUCAUAGCUGUAUCAAGUGUCAAAGAUGGCAGCAUUCUCUAAUAACUACUUGCCUAAUUCUGUUUCAUACUUCUCAAAGUUGAUAACUCGCUUAUUUGUUUUUUUUGUCAGUGAUGUCAAUUUACAAAUUGAAAGGAAUAUAUUGACAUCUAUUAAAAUACAUUAAUUCUACAGGUCAGUUCAUCUCCAUACUUCAAAACUCCUAAGAACUUCAUAAAUCCAGUGUGUGGGUCUUCCAGUGAGUUGGAGAGGAUUGAGGAACCAUGGCACAGUUUGAAACCUUGAUAUGGACUGUAAGUGAAACAUUUCUGAUUUGCACAUUUUGUGGCUUGGCAUGUUAAAAAAAAAAAAAAAAAGUGAUCAAUGUAAAUAUGUCCUUUAUGAAAUAUGAAUCAGUUAUUAGCCAACUAGUUUUAGUUAACAUUUGACUGAGAGACGUACAUUUCACUAACAUUUAUUGACUGAAUUUGCAGAUAACAGGUUAUCUUGGGUUUGGUGUCAUCUUUAAAUGUAAUGUAUGCUGAUGCUGAUGUUUUAUUUCUUCUCUAUUUGCAGAUACCUAUCACUUUUAUACUUCUAAACAUUGAACCCUGUUUCACAUAUGAUCGCCUCAUCUAUAAAUUAGGCGAUAGAGAUUGCAUAAUGUGUUGGCCUGGUAAGGACCUUGUGUAUUAUUAUGAGGGGUUAAUUAUAAUAAUAACAACAAUAAUAAUAAUAAUAACAAUAACAAUACCAACAUUUAAUUAUUUUCUGGGGGGGGUUUUCAACAGGAUAUCGUGUAUAUAGUCAUUGUACUAAAUCUACACGUACACCUUCCUGUGUGCCCUGUAUUAACUCCACAUUCCUUGAUGAGCCCAGUGGUAAAACAACAUGCAACAACUGUACCACAUGUGAUCCAGGUGAGAAUUAUGUGUUCUGGGCAUAAACACUGAGCUACUUUACUAUAUCAGCUGUUGUUUUAAUGAAAUACAACAGGUUUUACAUUUAGCUUCAGAUACCAAGUGACAUGUUUUCUCCAUAGGUUUGGGUUUGAUGGUAAAGCAGCCAUGUAGACUUUCAUCAGACACUGUCUGUGGGACACUGGAGGGGUUCUACUGUCUAGACCCAACUAAGGAUGGUUGUAGAGCAGCCCAGAGACACAGCAGCUGUAAACCUGGUCAAUACAUCAGCCACACAGGUUGGUCUUCUGUCUCACUCAUUAUACUAAUUGUGUUGUCAUAAUUCAAUUGAGUCAAGUUGUUAACUUCAGUGUGAAUAAUCAUUAACAGUUAAUGGAAUUAAAUAAAUGGGGGGGGGGGACGAAUACAAUUUGUAAUUAAUAUUUCAACAUAUAUUUGUGCAGGAAAUACAUCUACAGAUACUGUGUGCGCUGACUGCCCUGGUCAUACUUAUUCAGAUGGAUCAUUAACAUAUUGUCAACCACACACAGAGUAAGUGUGGACAUGAUUAGUUAGCUCAAAUGGUUAAGAUAUAAAAAUACAAUCAUUAUCCUCAAAUAGAAACUUAAAAAAACAUACCUCUAUUUAUGUCUUUGACAUAGAUGUGAAUUCUUGGAAAUUGAACCAGGAACUCCUUGGUCGGAUUCAGAAUGCGGAGUAAUCUCACAUCCCACAGCUGGAACCAUAGCUUGUGUUCUGAUAUGUUUCCUGAUAGCCACCAUAGCUGGUGUUUGUUUAUUUAUAGUGAGAACAAGAUACAUGGUGAGAAGAAGAGAAAUAGUGUGAACAAGACAAAACUUUGGUAAGAUUACUGGAGUUUUAUCUGUACCAUUCAUUGUUUUCAAAGCCUGUGAUACUCAGUAUAUUCUGUGAAUGCUACAUGUUCUAUUUCUCAUAGUGUAGAUUACUGUUUGUUAACGUCAUGGUUACACAGUAUGUUUAUUACAAUAUUGGACAUCUGACUUUUUUAUAGGCCCUCAAAUACUGACACAGGUAUGUUUGGAAAUCUAUGAAUAUCUUUCAUCACAUUGUGUUACUAAGUCAUCUUUUUAGCUGUGAAAUUUGAAUUUAAUGGGCCAUUUUCCCAGACAAUAGAUGUUAUGAUGAGUUUCUGGUAUUUAGAAGUGAGGAUGCAAGAAUAUACUUAGACACUUAGGUGGGGAGUUCAUAUAAGUAUUUAUUUGAUCACGGGCCCGUGCAUUGGCAUAACAAACGGCGAUAGCUUUGCCCCAUGUCAUUCCAACUACCACACAGAAAUCUCUCAGCCCUUUAUACUCUCUCAGUUACGCGUUUCUUCAACCACAUCUGGCCAUCGUCAAUGCACACUACCCAUUCUAUGUCAUGACCUCGUAGCCCUAAGCAGGACGUUCCCUCCGUACAUCGUUCUAUUAUAAACACCGCUAUCCUCCCUGGACAGAUUGAAAUGUCCUGCUUCAGACUCCGUGGCACCAAUAACCACUCCUUCUUACUAACUUUAACCUAGUUAUACACAGCCAUAUGAAAUGACAUCAUAAUAACAUCAUAACAAUAGACCUCCAUUGAAUGUGCUUCUUUGUCCAGGACUGGGCUUAAUCUCUGUCCGGGAUACUGGCCCAAUGUGUUUGACUAAUUACUGAUUCUAUCUGAUAGACAUCCCCAGAUCAGGAAAUAUCAAUGCUGUCUGUGGGAACUUGAAAAGGUAAGGCACACCUUCAAGAUUUUCUAUCUAUGUAUAUGGAAUAGUUUUUAUGAGUUAAAAGAAUUUCAAACAUAUUUAUAAGUAAAUGUAUAUGAUAUAUUACUUAAUCAAGUCAUCAAUGCUAUGACAAAUGAUAUGAUCCAAGAAUAUAGGACUCUGGAUACAAGCAAUUGUUCUACAAAUCAUUGUCCAGAACGUAAUUGAAUUACUGAUAAAUUAUUAAUGAAUUCUCUCCCCAGAUUCAAGCCUCCAUCACUGUCAAGGACUCAACAUUCUGUAAGCUGUGGUCCACUGGCUGGCUGGUCCAGCCAUCUAUAGUGUAUUUUAACACUACAUGUUAAAUGUGAUAUUGUAGAAUCUGGUUGGUAUAAAAACAGGAUUCUAUACCACAUUCAAAUAAUAUGACCUUUGGGUAGAGGAUCACUGUGCCUUGACAAUGACUAUUAUGUGGCUUAGUGUAUGAAUCAUAUACAUUAGCUUCCACCCACACUGGAACACGUGUAUCAGCUUCUGCCUACAGCCUGUUCUAAAAUGAAAAGGACCAUGUGAUGAGGAUUAGGAACCAGCAUCGGUAGGUGAGAACCCUCUGCUCUGUCCAGGGGAAAGUCAAAUAUGUUCAUAACUUCAGGAUCACAACGUCUGUCAGCCCAUACUAUGGAACUCCAAAUGGGACUUGAUAAUAUCUUGAGACACAGAUUACUGGAUACUGGUGGUGCAGGAUGCAACGUUAGCUUGGGGAAGAUGCCCCAGAAAUGAGAAACAUCGUCAAAAUGAUGGGAAGGAAAAUUCAAAUAGAUAACUUUACACUACAAGGACAUCAACAUCACACUCAUAGAAGCAGACAAGGACAUCAACAUCACGCUCAUAGAAGCAGACAAGGACAUCAACAUCACGCUCAUAGAAGCAGACAAAGACAUCAACAUCACGCUCAUAGAACCAGACAAGGACAUCAACAUCACGCUCAUAGAAGCAGACAAAGACAUCAACAUCACGCUCAUAGAAGCAGACAAGGACAUCAACAUCACGCUCAUAGAAGCAGACAAAGACAUCAACAAGCAGAUACAACCUCACUAUGGA
Molecule: messenger RNA, 15632 nt
Organism: Coregonus sp. 'balchen'
Lineage: Eukaryota; Metazoa; Chordata; Actinopteri; Salmoniformes; Salmonidae
Source: the annotation of a GenBank genome assembly